This is a messenger RNA of Triticum urartu, 1426 nucleotides long. The record is from RefSeq and is a predicted model, not a curated record. NCBI's taxonomy places the organism in Eukaryota, Viridiplantae, Streptophyta, Magnoliopsida, Poales, Poaceae.
UAAACUUGAAGGACACACACAAGAAGCAGAAAAUCAAGGAGCCAUGUACGCGACCAAGCCGCUCUCUCUCUUCAUGAGCCACCCGGAGGCGGCUUCCCGGCCGCCGCCCGACGGCCGGAACUCGGGCUACCUCGUCGUCAAGGGCAACGACGACGGGGACGACGACGAGACGUGCUGCUGGGGGCAGUGCGGCGGGACGCGCGUGCGCGACCUCCCGUUCCCGCAGGACCGCGUGCUCACGCUCCGGUACACGGAGCACCACGGGCAGAGCAGCACCACCUACACCGACUCCGUCGUCUUCGUGCCCGUCCCCGACCAGCCCGUCGCUUCCAACCGCUACUACGCCGUCGUCGCCUCGGGCAAGCGCAAGGGGCUCGUCCGGACCUGCUCCCGCGAGGAGGACAUGACCCCGUGCUGCUUCUGCCGCUGCAUCAACGACGUCAAGCCGCAGCCGUUCGACCCGGCCGACGUCUACCAGCAGAUCGAGAUCGUCCAGCGCCGCCGGGGCCGGUUCACGGCCAAGGCCGUCGCCGCCGACGGCUACCCAAACUACCUCUACCGCAAGAAGUAUUGGCGCGUGUACGCCUCCAAGCCCACCAAGAACCGGCUCGACCUCGGCGACGCGCUGGGCCUCAACGUGGCGCACCGCUCGCGCCAGCUCGCCGACGCGAGCCUCCUCGACGUCUCCCCCGCGGCGACGGCGGUGUCAACGGCUGUCGGGAAAUGGUACUGCCCGUUCUAUCUCAUCAAAGAAGACGGCGUCUCCCCGUCCGAGCAGAUGGACCGCGCCGCCUUCUACGAGGGGGCGCUCGAGCAGCACUGGGAGCCGGUCCACGACACCCACGGCGGCUCUAAGCUGUACAGCAGGAAGGUGCUCAUCGGCGGGAGCCUGGAGGCGACGCAGGAGGUGUCCAGCGGCGCCCCGCGGCACGGUGACGGGUACGUGUGGUUCAGAGCCGCGGCCGGGCAGAGCGUGGGGGUGUGCGCGAGCGUGUGGGAGAGGAUGCGGUGGGAGGAGUACAGGGGCGGGUGGGUCGACGAGGAGGAGGAGGCCGAGAAGGUGGCCGGCCGGUCGGUGCUGGUGGAGAGGUUCGUCGUCAAAAGGAUGGACAGGACCGUCGUGGUGGCCUUUGACUUUGUGCACCUCAACAAGGUCAGGGGGAAGCAGGCGUGAGAACUCACUGCAGAGUGUACACCCAUCACAGAAUCUUCCGUUAAGUAUUGUGGUAUAACCCACCCGCAAAAAAAAAGGUAUUGUGGUAUAGCUUGGUAAAUAAAAUUGUGAGAUGCUAGUGAUAAGGGAUUAAGGAUUUUGCUGCUCGUCACAUUUCCUGCCUCCUUUUGUUGGAGAAUUAUUUGUAUUUGUAUGUAAAUUAAGAUUUUUGUACCUAUUUAUUACAACAUAAUUUGAGCAAUGCUUCACCAA